CUAAUCCCUUGUACCCUUGUUUUAUACCUGUACAAAUUUAUACACAGUCCUCCUCUCCCACCACCACUACCCUUUUACACACACACCGAGCAUGUGCAGAUUCACCAUUGCCACGCUCGAGUGCGGGCACCCGCAAGAAGACCACGUCGACACAUAUGGCUGCCCCUAUUUCCAAAGAAGUAACCUGCACUGUGACCGCGACAACCCCAACAACAAGGACCGCUUUACCAUCCGAACAUGGGACCGCGAGGGCAUCUGCAACCGGUGUCUGAGCAUGGCACGCAAGAGAGAGGAAGAGGCGAUUGAGCGCGAGCAGCGCAAGUACGACGAGCAGCGGCGCCGCGAGGCCAAGGAGCGCGAGGAGGAGCUACGCCGCGGCGAGCGCGAGGUGCUCGAAAAGGGCCAUCGCCAGGCCGAGGAGGAGCGUCUGGCUGAGAAGCGGCGCCGUGAUGAAGCACGCGAGGCCCGUCUGCGCCAGGAGCGUGCCCACGAGGAGCGCGUCAGGGAGAUGGAGCGAAAGAGCAAGGAGGAGUAUGACCGCCAGAUCCAGAACCAGAUGGACCGCGACAUGGAGUACAUGAUGAAGCAGUCGCGCGAAGAGGCCAUGCGGCGGGAGCAGGAAGAGGAGGAGGAGAUACGACGUGCGCUGGCCGAGUCGGCGAGACUGCUCGACGAGGAGAGGAGGAGUCAAGAGGACCGGAUGACUUCCUCAUCGCGAGACCGCGACGACGACCGCAUAGAAUCCUGGAUCAAGAGCACCACAACCACAAACACAACCACGACACCCAGAAUAUACACUCCACCAACAAUGUCGGCUUCGCCCCCCUCUCCACCCGCUACACCCCCUAAACUGGCCGCUUCGCCUCCUCCACCACCACCGCUGCCCACUGCUGCCAACAAGAACGCUGCUGCUAUCAAUACCAAUGCCAAUGCCAAUACUACAGCUACUACUACAAAGACAGCUCCCCGCCCCCCACCAGCGCCCAAGCCCCCGACCCCAGCCAAGGAAAUCAACUACUCGCUUCCCGCCGUCGGGGACCAGAAAAUCGGGCGGUUCCGCCUGGGCAGCCGCGCGGUGCCCAUCCACGAGUCUCAGGAUAUCCCCGAGGCACCGCCUACGCCGGCCAAGCCCAUGGCGCCCACGGGGGCCGCGCCCUCGCCCAUGGUGCGCCUGGGCGGCGCCAUUCCCGCGUCCGACGUGCCCAUUGUGCGCGAGAUCAAGGGCCAGGUCAUGCCUGUUCCGAGUGCCAUGGAUGCCGCGCGGACGGGCCUGAGGAAGCCGAGUGUCUCGCGCAAGGGUCCUCCUCCGCCCGUGCCUGACCGCAGCGGCAAGGAUCCUCAGCUCGAGGCGAUGCUGGCUAAGCGCCGUGCCUGGGAGCCAGAGGACGAGGACGAUGCUACUAUUACGCCUCCGCGCUCUCCUUCAAAGGGCCACUCGCGGCUUGCAGACGAGCGCGCCCGGAGAAUGACGCCUCAAGAAUUCGACUCAAAGCGCAAGAUGGGCUGGAAGAAUGCAGACGACGAAUAAUGCUCUUCCGAGUGUCUUUCAUUUUUGUUCAAACAUCAACUUAGUAAUCUGCAUCACAUUUGUGCUAUAUCGCUUAGCUUAGCUGUGCAGCCCACCACAUACAUAGUUUUUUUUUCUCUCUUUUCCUUUUUUUCCAACUCUCUGGGACAGGUUUUGGGACAGGUGUGCUACCGACUGACUAGCUGGUCAAGUAGUCAUAUUGUUUUUGGAUAUUUUCCCCC
This is a messenger RNA of Exserohilum turcica Et28A, 1749 nucleotides long. RefSeq lists its product as uncharacterized. The coding region runs from base 92 to 1528 and encodes 478 amino acids. The record is from RefSeq and is a predicted model, not a curated record. The transcript is spliced from 2 exons. Lineage: Eukaryota; Fungi; Ascomycota; Dothideomycetes; Pleosporales; Pleosporaceae.